CAUAAUCAGUCAUGCCUGCUACUAUUAUAUCCCUCCUCGACCACAUAUUCACAACUCGUUUGCAUCGGCCACAGAAUGAGUUCCUUCUCAAGUCUGUCCCUCCCGCGGCCUACAUCACCUCAGCACCUGGCUAAGCGAAGGUUGCUUCUGAUCUACAUCCAUGGCUUCGAAGGCUCGGAAGCCAGUUUCUCCGAUUUCCCAGCCCAUGUACACACCUCCCUGACUGAUCUCUUGAGCGAGUCGCACCUGAUAUACACUCGCAUAUAUCCUCGAUACAAAUCUCGCGGCGAGAUACGCACGGCGGUUGAGAACUUCAGUGAAUGGUUGUCACCACACGUAGCCGAUGAUCUCGACGUGAUCCUACUGGGCCAUAGUCUCGGGGGCAUCCUCGCAGCCGAUGUUGCUCUCCUACCGAGCACGUUUCCCUCACAAUCUUUGCAUCGCAUUUUCGGGCUGGUCAACUUCGACGUUCCAUUCCUAGGGCUGCAUCCACAUGUGAUCCCGACGGGGCUUCGCGGGCUGUGGCAGCCUAAACAAGACGCAGCCGAAAUAGUCCAGCAAGAUGCUACCCUGAGCGAUAUCGAUCUUUGUGUCGCAACGGCCGCCGCAUCGGCGGGGCCACGAUUUGACCCGCCAUUCGCCAAUGACGUGCAUCUCGUGGAGCGAGAUCGUAUCGAUGGCAUGCUUCACUUCGUCCACAAGAACCAUCACCAUUUAUCACGCUCAAUCUACAAGCGCAUGGUGUCCUCGUACCGUUUCGCUGGCUGCUUGAACAACUACAGGCAGUUGCGUCGACGGUAUCGGCAACUGAUGUCUUUAGAAACGGAGGAGAGUCCGCAUCGAGUUCGUUGGAUCAAUUAUUACACCCUCAGCACAGCCACCAUCAGAACGAAGGUCCCGCGGGAUGUACCCUCGGAAGAGCAAUCGCUGGUAGUGCCCGCAGACAAGCUGGAACUCACCACAUCCUCUUCCACCCUGGGAGAAUCGAAGGAUCCUGAUGAUGCCGAGGAUGGAAUGGCGCUGUCGACGAAGGAAAAUAGUAUGGCUGCCUCCAGCGACUCAGUCAACAUCAGUCUCAAAAAUACCCACGGUCAACGUAACAACGCUACCCUGACGAGGAAGGAGAGAUGCACCGGCAAGCCACGCAAAUUCGUACUUUUGCCGUCACACCAUUGGAAGCACGGAGACGAUUCACUUUGGAUCCCGGUGCCGAUGGAGCAUAUGGACGAAGUCACGGCACACCAGUCAAUAUUUUUGCCCAACGGCGGGCACUAUGAUCGGCUGGUUGGUGAGGUUGUAUCGCAAGUUCAAAGUUGGAUUCAGGAUGAUCUUAGUGAGAGGGCUGUUGCAGACCGGAAACCUGGAUGCUGA
This is a messenger RNA of Aspergillus japonicus CBS 114.51, 1371 nucleotides long. RefSeq lists its product as uncharacterized. The record is from RefSeq and is a predicted model, not a curated record. The transcript has 3 exons. The coding region runs from base 76 to 1371 and encodes 431 amino acids. NCBI's taxonomy places the organism in Eukaryota, Fungi, Ascomycota, Eurotiomycetes, Eurotiales, Aspergillaceae.